AUGCUCGGGCUCGUGUUUCUGCUUCUAAGCUGCGUGGUCGCAGUCCAGACCAAGCCCAAACAAGAAACCUUUGUCCCCUUCUUGACCACCCAACGCAAAAAUAUAGUCUCCUCAGGAUCCUCCUCUCCAGCAACAACUUCUUCGUCUUCAGCGAAUAAUGUCUCGGGAUGGUUCACACGGAAUAUCUUGCAACCCCUGACAGGUGGACCUCGUAUCCCUGAACACACUAUCACGGACUAUUUCUUUUUCCAGAUGGCAACUCUGAACGAUGGCUCGGGAUCGUACAUUGGAUUGUUCAGUCAGUGGUUUGUCCUAUCGGAACUGCGGGAAGUCUCUGAGAAGGAUGGACCGACUAUUGGUAGAAGCAGUGGUGGUAGAACAAGAAGUGAAAAUGUGUAUGAGGGACAAGCAGAGGCACAUAAGCAGAACGCCAUCCAGGCCAAAGGCAAGCGUGAUUACCAUGGCGCAGCGAGGGCGUAUGUCGAGGCGGCCAAGUCGUACGAGAAGAGUGGCUCAGACUUCAAUAUGAUGGAAGCUGCAGGAGCAUAUGAAGAUGCCUUCAAAGCCUACAACAUGGUUCAGCAGACAGGACCUGGAAUUCAGUGUCUAGAGAAUGCUGCAAGAUUGUUCAGGAAGAAUGAGCGUGGAGGAUCGAGGGCAGCCAAGAUCUACACUCAACUUGGGGACCUUGUAAAGACUCAGGAUACCAAAAAGGCUGUAGAGAUGUACCGUGAAUCCGCAGAGCUGUACAAGAGCGAAGGGGAUGGACGUGCAUUGCAUGCGACGAUCAAGCUGACAGAAUUGCUGUGCGUGUUGCAACAGUUCCAACAGGCCUACAACCACUACAACGACACCAUCAUCCCCGAAACUAUGUCUCAAGAGAUCCUUCAGUACACGGCCCGGGACCAUAUCGUGAACGCUAUCCUGGCACACCUGGGUGCUACAAAUUCAGACUGGAUUAUGCUGGCGAGUGAUCUGACUAGGUUUGAGGAGUUGUGCCCGGAUUUCCGUGGUUCGGCAGGAUGCAAGGCGUUACAGGCGCUGGCGGACGCAGAGUGGGAACGCGACCCUCAGGCGUUCCAGGGGGCCUGCCAGGCUAUGAAUCGGUUGAGGACUGGCGGGAUGCCGGAUUGGCAGGUGGGGCUUUUGUUGGCCGAGAAGAAGAAGUUGGAGGGUGGAGACCUGUUGUAA
Linnemannia hyalina is the source of this 1191-nucleotide messenger RNA. Lineage: Eukaryota; Fungi; Mortierellomycota; Mortierellomycetes; Mortierellales; Mortierellaceae. The record is from the annotation of a GenBank genome assembly.